Messenger RNA from Trichoderma breve, 567 nucleotides. RefSeq lists its product as uncharacterized. Bases 1 to 567 code for a protein of 188 amino acids. The transcript is spliced from 2 exons. NCBI's taxonomy places the organism in Eukaryota, Fungi, Ascomycota, Sordariomycetes, Hypocreales, Hypocreaceae. The record is from RefSeq and is a predicted model, not a curated record.
AUGGCUGCCCCCUCGAGCAAGACCACCAAGAACCUCAAUGGCAAAUGGACCAUGAACAAGACGCUCUCCGACUCCUCGGAGCCGGUGCUCUCCCUGCAGGGCGUCGGCUACCUGAUCCGCAAGGGCAUCAGCCUGGCCACCAUCACCAUCGAGGUCGAGCAGUACGAGGGCCCGCCCAAGCCCCCCAACACCGCCGCCGACGUCGUCACGCACAUCGACAUCAAGCAGUCCGCGUCGGGCCUGUCGAGCACGCAGGAGAACCGCUGCUUCGACAACUUCCCGCGCGACCACACCGACUGGCUGUUUGGUACCGUCACGGGCCGCAGCCGCUGGGUCUCGCUGGACGAGGUCACCGACGAGUUCCUCAAGAAGGGCUGGGAGGUCGAGGGUGAGGGUCAGAGCUUCAUCACCAACAUUGCUGAGAACAAGGAGAAGGGAUGGGUUGCUGAGCAGGUCUGGGGAUUCCAGAUUGUCGAUGGCGAGCGCAGAUACUGCAGACAUGUUGUUGUGACCAAGGGAGCGGAGCGGGCUCAGAUCCGACUCGUCUACGACUUUAACGAAGAGUAA